UUUUGUAUCUUAAAAGCAGACGUCAGCAAUAUAUUGAACCAAAAAAUUAAAUUCGCUUUUGCCCGUUUUUCAGUUGAACAUCACAAUCCGUUCAAGUCGCGGAUAGGUUUAUUGUAGAGUUUUUUUCUUUAAGUAAUUGGAGUGUAAAACAAAAAAACCAACACCAUGGAUGCCAUUAAGAAGAAAAUGCAAGCGAUGAAAAUCGACAAAGAUAAUGCAUUAGAACGGGCAACUCUUUGCGAACAACAAGCUCGUGAUGCUAACUUGCGUGCAGAAAAGGCUGAAGAAGAAGCUCGUAACCUACAAAAGAAAAUCCAAACAGUUGAAAAUGAAUUGGAUCAAACACAAGAAGCUCUUACACAAGUUAUGACAAAAUUAGAAGAGAAAAAUAAGGCAUUACAAAAUGCUGAAUCAGAAGUAGCUGCUUUGAAUCGUCGUAUUCAAUUGCUUGAAGAAGAUUUGGAACGUUCUGAAGAACGUCUUGCCUCAGCGUCAGCUAAACUUUCGGAAGCAUCUCAAGCUGCUGAUGAAAGUGAACGGAUACGAAAAGCACUUGAAAAUCGUACAAAUAUGGAAGAUGACAGAGUAGCUAUUUUGGAAGCACAAUUAGCACAAGCAAAAUUAAUUGCUGAAGAAGCAGAUAAAAAAUAUGAAGAGGUUGCUCGUAAACUAGUCCUUAUGGAACAGGAUUUGGAACGAUCAGAAGAAAAAGUUGAACUUCUUGAAAGUAAAAUCGUUGAGCUUGAAGAAGAACUUCGUGUUGUAGGCAACAACUUGAAAUCUCUUGAGGUUUCAGAAGAAAAGGCCAACCAACGUGAAGAAGAAUACAAGAACCAAAUCAAAACAUUGAACACUCGUCUAAAGGAGGCUGAAGCCCGUGCUGAAUUCGCUGAGCGUUCAGUCCAAAAAUUGCAAAAAGAAGUCGACAGACUCGAAGACGAACUGAUCAUUGAAAAAGAACGAUAUAAAUUAGUAAUGGGAGCUUUAGAUGAAGCAUUCGUAGAACUAAUUCCAGGAUUAAAUGAAGCAUAUGAUGAAAAGGGACAACCCAGACCAGCUGAAGCACCUAAACCACCAGAACCAGAACCAGCUGAAGGUGAAGCACCUGCAGGAGAAGGUGAAGCAGGAGCCGAGGGUGAAGCUGCUAAGGAAGGUGAAGCUCCAAAAGAAGGCGAAGAGCCUAAAGAAGGCGCUGAGGGUGCACCAGCAGAAGGAGGAGAAGCAAAACCAAAAGAACCAACGCCUCCACCAAAAGAGCCAACACCUCCUCCACCACCACCACCACCAUUCGAAUAUGCUAUAGAUUUACCACCAGAGGGUGCUGAAGUUCCAUACGUCAAAAACUACGACGGACCAGUGCCUACUGGUGAAACAAUUACUGUUCCAACAGAAGGAGCUCCGGCAGAGGGAGCUGCUCCACCAGCUGAAGGAGCCCCACCAGCAGAGGGAGCUGCACCACCAGCCGAAGGAGCCGCACCCCCAGCUGAGGGAGCUGCACCACCUCCAGCUCCAGCCGAAGGUGCUGCUCCACCAGCCGAAGAAGCUGCUCCUCCAGCAGAAGGAGCUGCUCCGCCAGCCGAUGGUGCUGCUCCACCAGCACCAGCGGAAGGAGCGCCUCCAGCCGCCCCUGCAGCAGAUGCACCAGCCGAAGCACCAGCGCCGCCAGCAGAUGCUCCACCUUCUUAAAUUAAUUUACCUAUAAAAAAAUUACAACAACUUUAUCAUAUAAUAAUAAUAGAAUUUGCUAUACGAAAAAUGAAAAACAGAAAAAAAAAAGAAACACAAACAGUCCGUCUAAUGAAACACCAUUUUUUUAAUUUUUUAAUACGAUCAAUAAAAAAAAAAGAAAAUAAAAAAAAUUUUUUAAUAUUGGCAUGUACAUAAUUUAUUAUAUAUUUACAUACAUAAGUAUAUUAUAUUUAUAUAAAAUACUAGUUAUAAUAUUUAAUGUUUUCAGAUGAAACAUGAAUUUUUUUUUUAAUAUCGAUAUAAAAAAUUUCAAAUUUGCUAUUAACGA
Condylostylus longicornis is the source of this 2017-nucleotide messenger RNA. RefSeq names its product tropomyosin-2 (gene Tm1). Gene Ontology annotation, cellular component: actin filament. Bases 166 to 1686 code for a protein of 506 amino acids. The transcript has 10 exons. NCBI's taxonomy places the organism in Eukaryota, Metazoa, Arthropoda, Insecta, Diptera, Dolichopodidae. Gene Ontology annotation, biological process: actin filament organization; muscle contraction. The record is from RefSeq and is a predicted model, not a curated record. Gene Ontology annotation, molecular function: actin filament binding.